GGCGGAGUUUGGUGACGAGCUUCCGCCAGGUUGCGUAGCAGCGGUGGGCGGGGCAAGGGAUCCGUCCCACACCGCGAAGAGUGGUCGGAACCGUCUCUCGUCUUCUUCCCCUUCCCCUUCCCCUCCCAGGAAAGCUUGGGACCCGGCACCCGGGCUAUCCCUUGGCCGCUGCGGCCUCAGCUCCAGCCAGGCCUGGGUACGGAGAGUCCAGACCGCUUCCAGGGCGAGUGCUCCUGAUUGUGACAUCACAUCCAUCCCCUUGGCAAUGGAGCUUGUCCCUAGGAAGGAAGACUCAGUCGGAGAAUAGCCAACAAGAUGGGUUACUGGGAACGUCUCCUGAGUGGCACUGAGUGGAAGCAUCAGGGGGUUGGAGCCUUGUGAACAGGGAACCUGCCCCCAACACUUGGAAGGACCUGGGUUUCAGUGAUGAGACAUGGGGUAUGAUGUAACCCGUUUCCAGGGGGAUGUUGACGAAGACCUUAUCUGUCCUAUUUGCAGUGGAGUCUUGGAGGAGCCAGUCCAGGCGCCUCACUGCGAGCAUGCUUUCUGCAACGCCUGCAUCACCCAGUGGUUCUCUCAGCAGCAGACGUGUCCGGUGGACCGGAGUGUUGUGACGGUCGCCCACCUGCGCCCAGUACCUCGGAUCAUGCGGAACAUGUUGUCAAAGCUGCAGAUCGCCUGCGACAACGCUGUGUUUGGCUGCAGUGCUAUUGUCCGGCUUGACAACCUCAUGUCUCACCUCAGUGACUGUGAGCACAACCCAAAACGGCCUGUGACCUGUGAACAGGGCUGUGGCCUGGAGAUGCCCAAAGAUGAGCUGCCAAACCACAACUGCAUUAAGCACCUGCGCUCAGUGGUACAGCAGCAGCAGACACGAAUUGCAGAGCUGGAAAAGACCUCAGCAGAACACAAACACCAGCUGGCAGAGCAGAAACGAGACAUCCAGCUGCUCAAGGCGUACAUGCGUGCAAUUCGCAGUGUCAACCCCAACCUUCAGAGCCUGGAGGAGACGAUUGAAUACAACGAGAUCCUAGAGUGGGUGAACUCCCUGCAGCCAGCACGGGUGACCCGCUGGGGAGGGAUGAUCUCCACCCCAGAUGCUGUACUCCAGGCUGUAAUCAAGCGCUCCCUGGUGGAGAGUGGCUGUCCUGCGUCUAUUGUCAACGAGCUGAUCGAAAAUGCCCAUGAGCGUAGCUGGCCCCAGGGUCUGGCCACACUAGAGACAAGACAGAUGAACCGGCGUUACUAUGAGAACUACGUGGCCAAGCGCAUCCCUGGCAAGCAGGCUGUUGUCGUGAUGGCCUGUGAGAACCAGCACAUGGGUGAUGACAUGGUGCAGGAGCCAGGGCUUGUCAUGAUAUUUGCGCACGGCGUGGAAGAGAUAUAGGAGAUCUCGAUGGGCGAUCUGGAAGAGAUGAAAAUCAGAAAAUCCUGUCACUCCAGCAGCGGGGCCCUGAGUCCUCCCUACUUUCCUUAAUACCGUGGCUAACGCUAGAGCCACACAUCUCCCUGCUCUUCUGCCACUGAAGAGGGCCCCAGGGCACUCUACUCAGGCUUCCAGGUGGGAAACCCAGAUUCCCUCCAUUUGCCUAAUUUCUUCCCCUAAAAUGUCUGUAUAUUUUCCAUCUGGUUGGGAAAGUCCCCACGUCUAUAUCUGUUUUCCUGCCUAGGGUCCCUGGUUCCAGAUAUUUUCAGAAAGCACAAAGAUACUCAUUUUCUCUAGAGGAUCAGGAUGGAGUGAGGCAUCUCUAACUGUUCCCCUCCUCCAAAACCAGGGAAUCCAGAGCAGGCAGGCCUAUUGACUCUAUAAACAGCAUUUAGAGGGCGGCUCUGGGGAGCAGACAUCCUAAAGAAAUGGUAAGGAUGGAACAAAACCCUAGAAAUAAUGAGGCCAGUAGGCCAUCGCUGGUGGCCCCUAGGGGAAGACUGGACCUCUGUGCCAAGCAAUACCCUGUUCAGCCCACCUUAAAGGUGUGGGCUCCCGCCGGGUCUGCAGGUGUGCAGGUGGGGAUGCCGAAAACUUCCAGAUGAGCUCUUCUUUCCUACACUUUCUCACGAUUAGGGAAUGACAGGGUUGGGGUGAGGGGUUAGUCCAUUGGGGUGAAUAUGCUCAGCAGGAAGCAGCUCUCUGGCUUUUGCUGAAAUUGGGUAGGCACUGCCUCUGGCACAGGCCAUAAUAGUUCCAUAGACCCCUCUCUCUCAGCCCUGUGAUUGUAACUAGUUAUUUUGAUAAUUUUCUUUGGCCAUUGUUUGUUUAUAUUUCACUCCCUCCCUCACAGUUUUUCUUUUUUAAGAAUGGCCUGAUGAUGGCUACCCCACUUUUCCAGCCCUGCCACAUUGUUGGCAAUUUAAUUUAUUUACUUUUUUUUUUUUUUUAAGAAAGGAAAAAAAAAAUUUACGAAACUUAAAACUUUUCUUUUGCUGUUCCUAUUGUGGGGAUUUUUGGAUAGGGUGGGACAGGGAUGGGGUCUGUUUUAUAUUUUUCCUUUUCAGCACAACCUUUGGCUUUAAUAUAGGAAAGGCUAAGGGAGUCCUUGGCUGAACUGAAGUCUGCCCCAAUCCUCCAUAACCCAUCUGAGAUGAGGAGCUUCCUCUAUUCCAGUGAUGGAUGCGACAGUCCAGCGUCAAUGACUGUGCCCUCUGGAGACCUUGGCUCCCAGCCCUUCUAGGGUCUCACUGUAAAAGUCUGGAUGUCGAGUAUUAAUUUUGAAGAAAUCCUGCCCGCCACUCCCCCCAACACCCGGUUUCCUUGGAGAUACAUACAUAGCUGGGUUCUAAGCUUCGUCAGGCAAGAUGGGAUAGAAAUGGUCUGAGUACAGGCUGUGCUCUCAACCCUUACCCCCUUAGGACUUCAGCUGCAUUUCGGGAUGCCCAGGGCAUGCGUUAAUCCCUGGGGUGACUAGCAGAGUAAGAGAAGGGGAGGGAUAGCGGGUAUGAUUAUCUUGGUAUGCAGGUGGAAGUGGGGCUGGAGAGAGAUGGCCAUAAAGCUUCUCCUUUUGGAGCUUUUUUCCAGGCCAGCUUGCGGUAGGUCUGGGUAGCUGGGUCGUGGCUCCACUGGAACUGGGGGGAGGAGGGAAUACAGCUUGAAGGGGUGGGUGAGGAACAGUCAUAUGUUCCAGCUCCAGGACAUUGUGCUCAGGAAUUUGAAAACGCUGCUAUACUUAGUCUGGUUACUACAUUUCUUCCACUCCCCUCUGCCCCUGCCUGCCUUACCCAGGCCCAUACCCUCCUGUUGUCACCCUAAGAUGGAGCCAGGAAGCUCAGUUAAGGCUUCCCUACCCUUUGCACUAGUGUCUCUGCAGGUUGCUAGCUGUGUUAUAUAUGUGCUGUUCCAUGGUGUUGACUGCACUAAUAAUAAAUCUUUUACUCAACUCUCUCAAUUCUUAAUUCACAUCUCUCCCCUCAUGAAGGUUCUCCCCUGCUUUGGCCUUUCUCUCACCUUAAUUCCCCUGACUUCUUCCUUGCUUUGUAACCUAAUCUUGUCUUAGAACUAACCUCUGUUUUAGGAGGAGUUCUAUCUGGGAGGAGUGUGCACCUCAUAUCUUCUUUGCCUUGUGUACCCUCCUAUAUCCUUCCCUCCUGACUCCUGUUCUGCACAGCUGAAGCACUCUCACCAGUCAUCUGAAUUGUGCUCUUUUCAGGGUUUACCUUUGCUCCAAAUCCAUGUCUUCCCUAUGUGUUCUGGGAUUUGGGGACAUUUUCUAUAGACGAUAUGCAAGUACUUUUCCCCCUUGUCCCACAAACACCUUUGCUUUGGAAUCUGGGAUUCCAUUGCAGGCAGGGAAGCCUCCACCCCCAAUGUCUCCUAACCAAGGAAGUACACAGGAGGAAAGGAACCUGGAAUGACUGCACCUGCUGUGGUUGUCAAAUCCUGAUAAACCCUUUUGUAGGCAUUUGCUGCCACCUUCUCCCUAUCAUGAGAAAAAAAAUCUUCUUUUACCACAGUGUACCAUAUUAUAAAUUUGUUGAGCAUUUAUCGUGCACCUAACACAAAUCUAAUAGCACUCUAGAUACUUUACUGGCGCCAAAAAAAAGCAUAAGGACAUUCCUGUGCCCACUGAAUCUACUACACUUUCAUACAUACAAGGUCUGAUGAGAAGAUACUGAUGAAUGUAUCACAGUAUAGAGCACAACUGGCAAUAUGUGUACUCUAAUGAUACCAGUAGUGCUUUUGUUUGUUUAAGCUUCCUCAAAAUUACUUUUAGAACCUGCUGCUCA
Molecule: messenger RNA, 4218 nt
Organism: Mesoplodon densirostris (Blainville's beaked whale)
Lineage: Eukaryota; Metazoa; Chordata; Mammalia; Artiodactyla; Ziphiidae
Gene: RNF41
Product: ring finger protein 41
Exons: 7
Coding region: 434-1387 (317 amino acids)
Biological process (GO): positive regulation of JNK cascade; regulation of canonical NF-kappaB signal transduction; protein K63-linked ubiquitination
Cellular component (GO): plasma membrane signaling receptor complex
Molecular function (GO): ubiquitin protein ligase activity
Source: RefSeq, a predicted model, not a curated record